Scylla paramamosain (green mud crab) is the source of this 2341-nucleotide messenger RNA. Its product is annotated as betaine--homocysteine S-methyltransferase 1-like. The coding region runs from base 654 to 1463 and encodes 269 amino acids. The record is from RefSeq and is a predicted model, not a curated record. Lineage: Eukaryota; Metazoa; Arthropoda; Malacostraca; Decapoda; Portunidae. The transcript is spliced from 8 exons. Gene Ontology annotation, molecular function: zinc ion binding; betaine-homocysteine S-methyltransferase activity.
AUAUGAAAAAUAAAAAUAAAGUAAGUUGCUAGAAGCCGUCGCACCUAUACGUGGCAGUCCCUUUUAUGAAACACACCUACCUUUUUCCACCUAUCAUCUUCAUCCAUAAAUCUGCCUAAUCUUUUAAAGCUCCCUAAUGACUCAGCACUAACAAUCCAAUCGAUGAGUCUAUUCCACUAAUCUAUCUCUAUUUGAGAAAAAAUUCCUUCCUAUCUCUUUUUGAAAUCUAACUUUAUCAAGCUCAAACCCAUUAUUUCUUGUUUUAUCCUGAGUACUGACUCUGAGAAUUUUGGUUACGUCAUCCUUUUUAUAUCCCAUUUUAAAAAUCUCCAUCAGGCCCCCUCUUAAUCUACACCUCUCUGAGGAAUUUUAAUCUGAAAAAUUUCAAUCUCCUUUCGUAAUACACACACACACACACACACACACACACACACACACACACACACACACACACACACACACACACACACAAAUUAACAAACUGAUAUCCGUGGUUCUUAUAUGACAGUUUUAUCAGAGUUAAAAGCUUAUCGUGCCUCGGCUUACUUCUGAAAUGGCAGGUCGUAGGAGCUCAGUUAGAUACAAGACAGCAGUGUGCGCAGACUAACUGCACAUCGCCGCACGCCGCUGAUCACAUCAACACCGUGACAGAUAUGAGCCGACAGGGAUUGCUGGAACGUCUCCGGGAUGGGGUGGUGGUGGGUGACGGAGGGUUAAUAUUUGCCAUGGAGAGACGGGGAUACAUGAACGCAGGUGUGUGGACCCCCGAGGUGGUGGUGGAGCAUCCCGAGGCCGUAAAACAGUUGCAUCGAGAGUUCCUGAGAGCAGGCAGUGAUGUGGUGCAGACUCUCACAUUCAACGGCAGCCAAGACAAACUAAACAAGAUUUUUGGGAACAAUACCUUCUCGUGUCAACAGUUAAGCGAUGCAGGUUACCACAUAGCACGGGAAGUGGCCAAGGAAGGAGACGCUCUAGUAGCAGGAAGCAUUAGCCAGUGUCCAUCCUAUAUUGAGGGCAAGGGCAAGGCCGCUGUUCAGGCUCAAACAAGGGAACAGCUCAAACCAUUUAUCAAGAAUAAGGUUGACUUCCUUAUCGCUGAGUUCUUUUUCCAUGUAGAGGAGAUAGAAUGGGCAAUCGAAGAAGCCCUGAAGACGGGGAUAGUAGUGGCUGCUACUUUGGCCAUUGGUGUGAAAGGUGACAUGAAUGGCAUUCCUGCUGGCGAGUGUGCCGUCCGGAUGGCCAAAGCUGGAGCUCAUGUGGUGGGUGUGAACUGCAUGUUCGACCCUGAUGAGACGGUGAAAACCAUCAAGGCCAUGAAGACUGCCUUGGACGACGCUGGCCUCUCCCCUUUCCUCAUGACUCAACCUAAUGGUUUCUUCUGCCCGGGGGCCGGCAAGUAUGGUUAUCUCUCCUGCCCAGAGUUUCCAUAUGCCAUGGAGCCCCCGCGUGGUGACCAGGUUUGACGUUCAUCGCUACGCCCGCGCCGUCUGCGACCUUGGGGUGCGCUACAUCGGGGGCUGCUGUGGCUUCGAGCCAUACCACAUCCGCGCCAUCGCCGAGGAAGUAGCUGAGGAACGAGGCAAGAUGCCGCCAGCCAGCGACAAACAUAAACCUUGGGGGAAAUGUCUCGAGCUAAGUUACAUAGACUUCAUCAGAGAAAGAGCUGGUCGAAACUACUGGGAGAACCUUGUACCGAGUUCCGGCCGCCUCCAGCUUCCUUCACACGGGUAUAAUCCCAGCACCUAAAACAGCUUAGCAUGAAGGUUAUUUCUUUGGCACAGCGACUCGUGAUGAUGGACAACUAAGGAAACAUACUAGUAUAUAUUGCUACUGAGUUUUAGUAUUUUCAAUAAACAAUAGGCAAAAAUGCAUGGCGGAAGAUUCGCCUUCUGUCUCUCCUGGGUUUUAUACAACCUCCCUUACUCUAAUUUUAGUUCGUGACUGUAAUGGCAUUGCGUAUACAAUGCCAGGAAGGAAGAAGUACGAACUAUGUCCCCUUUGUGUGUGUGUGUGUGUGUGUGUGUGUGUGUGUGUGUGUGUGUGUGUGUGUGUGUGUGUGUGUGUGUGUGGUAUGUGGUGUGUGUGGUGUGUGAUGUGUGGCGUGUGUGGUGUGGUGUGUGUGUGUGUGUGUGUGUGUGUGUGUGUGUGUGUGUGUGUGUGUGUGUGUGUGUGUGUGUGUGUGUGUGUGUGUGUGUGUGUGUGUGUAAUUAUUCAUUAUACUGCCGUAGUGAAGCUUUAUUUCUGAAAGUUUUAUUAUACAACUUUGGAUGUUAUUAUGCUUCAUUCUGUGUAAUGCUAAGUUAUGUACUAGUAAUACGAAUAAAUCUUUUAUUGAUAAAAA